GGUGACAGUAGAGACACAACUUGCUAGUUAGUGGGUAACAGCAGACUUGCUACAUUUAUUUGAAUUUGAAUUUUUUUAAAUAAAAAAAUUUGCAUUUUUUCCAGUUGUGCAGUUAACAACGCAACGAAUAGAGUGAACGUGAUAAAAACAUAGAAAAUUCAAAAUUGGCGGCGAUAAUGUUCCAGAUUGGCCAUCGGAAAAUUGCUUGUUUAAUCGUGACGGGUUUCCUGUUAAAAAUGGGACUGCAGUUCUAUUUGGAUGGAACACAGCAAAUUGCGAAGGAGGAUCAAACAACACCGAAAUCGGCCAAUGACGUCGUAAACGAGCGCUAUCAAAUAUUUGAGAGUUAUUUCAACGAUUCUCUUUCGGAUAUUGACACACCAUUCAAGCGGAUACUAUUUUGGAAUGGCGUUUAUGGGAGCAAGGAUUACGGUAUUGGGAUCGGCCGCGACGCCAUGAAGAAAUCAGGCUGCCCAGUUUGGCAGUGUGAAACUUCGGAUAACCGCAGUGACGUCAUGGAAUACGACGCCGUUGUGUUUCACCUUCGCACCUGGACAAUUAAUGACCUGCCGGAAGGUAGAUCACAAAAUCAGCGCUACGUUCUCUGGAGCUUGGAAUCGGCUGCGUGGUUCGCCGAUACGAUUCGAAUGGCGAAUUUCUUCAACUGGACCAUGACGUACCGUUGGGACUCGGAUAUCGUGGGUCCUUACGGUUACAUAGUACCAACUGGAGACGUCGCUCUUCAUCCCAGUGAAGACGAAAUGAAAUUCUAUUUGUCUAAACCUACACCAGUCAACUACGCCAAGGGGAAAACGAAAAUGGCUGCUUGGUUUGUUUCAAACUGUAACUCUGCGAGCAGUCGGAAUGAGAUGGUCAAAAUUCUUCGUCUGAAUGACUCCAGCGAGGAUUGUCGACAAAUGGUUGCCAAGAAAUACAAGUUUUAUUUGUCCCUAGAAAAUUCGCUGUGCCGCGAUUACAUCACUGAAAAAUUCUUCGGUAUGAUGCACCACCCGAUAAUACCAAUCGUUUUCAGCCUUCACGAAGACCACGAAUUAAUAGCGCCGACGCAUUCGUUCAUCAACGCCGCCAAAUUUGAAAACAUGAAUAAACUUGCCGAUUAUUUGAACCUCCUCGACAACAACGACACGCUGUACAACCAAUAUUUUUGGUGGAAGCCUCAUUUCCAAGUGCGCGACAGCCCAAAGUACACCAAUAAAGGAAUGUGCCAUUUGUGUGCUGCUCUCCAUAACACGACGAUGCCAAUGAAAUUCUAUCCCAGCAUAAUCGACUGGUGGGAAAAAGAAAUGUGCAUUAUUUCUCCGCAAAUCGCAUAAAUGUUUUAAUUGUAUCCUUGUCAUUGCUUUACGUUAACUUCAAUAUAAUUUAAUCAAAUUGUCAA
Messenger RNA from Daphnia pulex (common water flea), 1399 nucleotides. Its product is annotated as alpha-(1,3)-fucosyltransferase C-like. The record is from RefSeq and is a predicted model, not a curated record. NCBI's taxonomy places the organism in Eukaryota, Metazoa, Arthropoda, Branchiopoda, Diplostraca, Daphniidae. The transcript has 3 exons. Gene Ontology annotation, molecular function: alpha-(1->3)-fucosyltransferase activity. Bases 177 to 1334 code for a protein of 385 amino acids. Gene Ontology annotation, cellular component: membrane.